AUGCAGGCUGUCCCGUACGAACAGCUUGUUUCUCCUGGAGCGUCGCCUACCUACACCGACAGCCGCCUUCUCCAGGAGCCCUUCCCCACGACCCCAAAGAAUGUCGCCUUCGAGCUGUUGCUCGACGAGAACCCCAAAGUUCGAGCUCGCAUUCCCAUGCGGGUGCAAAUCUACCCUCACGACACUACCGAUUCUAUCGUAACUACAGUGAAGAACUUCUACGGGAUCUACGAUGGCGCCGCUAGUGGCGUCAGCUUCGAGGAUGAAAACGGUAUCACCCUCAUUGCGAGAUAUGAGAAUCUAAGAAACAAUAUGACGGUAUAUGUGCGGGUCAUUCCUGUGCCGGCAUACACCGAGGGAUAUGGAGAUCGUUAUUAUGGUGGCAACCCAGUUGACACUCGCAAGCGUCCUAGUCUAGGCGAGCCGUUCCAAAUGGCACAAGCAAUGCAGGCAAUGCAACAGUCAGAGCAUGGCCAGCCUCCAUCUCGACCGGCAUCUCGAGUCGCUCGCAAGCGCAGCGUCUCGCCGUCAGGGAGAAGCCGUCGUAGUGCCUCUCAGCACAAGCAGCCCUCUCGCCCAGCGAUCAAGAGUCGAGGCUCUAGCACACAUGGCAGCCUCCAUGACGAUGCUGGAUAUAGCGAUAGCGAUAAUGGCUAUGGCUCUGUUUCAGGCUCUAGAAAGCCUCGAAGUGAGCAGCAUUUUGCCAGCUCAGACAUUAGCAUGGAAAAUAUUCUCCAAGAUGGUCGUCGCAAGCGACCGAAAUUUGAGAGUUCCGAACUCCCAUUAUUUGUUCCUCCUCAGGUUCCUCUUACUACCUCAACUUCCUCCAUCUCUCCACAGCGUCGCUCCGUUGGCCAAGAAGGCGUUGGCUCCCCAUUCGCACGGCCGAUGCACCGCCCAUACAACCAUUAUCAACAACCUCUACCAUCGCCCCAGAGCUAUGGUCACAGCGAACACAUUUAUGGGCCGAAUCCUUCUCGGAACGGCAUCUAUGCCACCCCAAUGGUUCCUGAGCAUGGUCAUCGUCUUCGUGAUCGGACAAAUCUACAAUCGUCAGGGCAAUUCACAAACCCUGCUGGCCGGAAUGGUGCUCCGGGGAUCCUUCCCACACCAGACCCUACUAUUGCCAGCUGCAUCUCUGAUGAAGAUGUUGCGAUGCAAUUGAUCCGUCUAGGGGAUGCUUCCAACUUUUCCCACGGCCGCACGUCCGCUUCGACCCUUGAUGAUGCUUUUAGUGGUGCUGCCGAGGCCCCAUCCUCCACUGGCGCAACGAGCGACGGUGAGGAUUUUAGCGAGGAUGACGAUGAUCUCCCCGCGGGGCCCCAACAGAGGGUUGACUCAAGCCCUAUGCUUCCACCAGGCGCAACGAAGCACAUGCACAAGCAUCUGGACGAUAUCCUCCCUAGCUUUGACAGUUCCGAUGCUAGCUAUGACGACCUGGAUAAUGAAUACCGUCAUGAAGACUAUGAGGAUGGCAUGCUUAAGAAUGAGGCCGAGGAAGACUCCUUCCACGACUCGAUGCCGAAGCCAAAGAAGGUCAAGUCAUCGCGGUCCAUGAGUGCGACCUCCUCCAAGCCACGACCGCCUAAAUCAGCACCACUGCGCCAGAACAAGCCUGCUGUCAAGGUUGCCUCAAGCGUUAUUCGCAAGGUCAAGUCCACGCCUGCUGGCCCUAGCCAGAAAUCUGUCCUCCCUCCGCCGAUGCCCGGUCCCCCUCCUCAGCGAAAGACCUCCAAUGCUUCUGUCAAUGGUCAAAACCCGCUAGCAGCUGAUGAAGAGGACUUGUCAACGAAACCACGCUGCCAGCGUUGCCGCAAGAGCAAGAAGGGAUGUGACCGACAGCGUCCUUGUGGACGUUGCAAGGAUGCAGGAAUUGGGAUCGAAGGCUGCAUCAGCGAGGACGAAGGGAACGGCCGCAAAGGUCGCUACGGCCGCCAUAUGGGCGUCCCUGUCAAGAAGACGCUUGACGGCAUGCCCAUCGCUGCCGAUGCGGAACCGAUUAUCCCCGCCGUUCCCAUGACGGCUUCAGUAGUCGACAAGAACAAAAAGCGCAAGCGUUAA
This is a messenger RNA of Aspergillus calidoustus, 2061 nucleotides long. The record is from the annotation of a GenBank genome assembly. Lineage: Eukaryota; Fungi; Ascomycota; Eurotiomycetes; Eurotiales; Aspergillaceae.